This is a messenger RNA of Notolabrus celidotus (New Zealand spotty), 6243 nucleotides long. It is a transcript of the gene phf1, whose product is annotated as PHD finger protein 1. The record is from RefSeq and is a predicted model, not a curated record. The transcript is spliced from 15 exons. NCBI's taxonomy places the organism in Eukaryota, Metazoa, Chordata, Actinopteri, Labriformes, Labridae. Bases 664 to 2436 code for a protein of 590 amino acids.
AUCACAAUCCCACCUUGUCACAACGAUUUAGGGUCAGCGCCUCCUCAGACGGGAAGGUGCUGCUCUCUCUCUCUCUCUCUCUCUCUCUCUCUCUCUCUCGCCGUGGACCCCCCCUCUCUCUCCCCCUCCUCCACCUCCUCUUCCUCCCCUCUAUCAGUAUCUCCCUCCCACUCUAUCUCGGUGUUUUAUGUCUGCGUCACAACAAGUCGGCGGAGAGCGCAAGGCAGGGAUGAUGGCGUCUCUGGCGGCUUGAUUCCGGUGCUGGUCUGACAAAACCCGCCUUAAUAGCAUCAAUAGAAGGGGGGGGGAGAGAGGAGGGUGUAAGAGACGGGGACAUGACGAAACGGCACAGCGGAGGACGGACAAACUAGGCUGAGAGACGGACGGACAGUCAGUCAGUCAGUCGCCUUCCUCCCCCCCCUCCACUCCUCCUCCUCCUCCUCCUCCACCUCAUCCUCCUCCUCGUCUUGACUGACACACACAGGCGCUUGGCACAGACAGGGACAUACAUGCACAUCAUCCACUUUUUGCAAACACACACAGGCUGCGCAUCCGAGCGGGCAGUAAUUGGGCAUUGGAGAUCCACAGCAGAUGAGGGCAUUUCAUGUCCAGGCUGCCCAGGAAUCACUGUGACCCCGACGGAAAGGAGUUCGACUUGACAGGAUGGGGAGAGUAAGUGAAGGAGAUGAUGUGUUGGCUCGAUGGAGUGAUGGACUACUGUACCUCGGCAAUGUGAAAAGAGUAGAUGGAGUCAAGCAAUGUUGUCUGGUGAGAUUUGAGGACAACUCUGAGUUCUGGGUGCUGAGGAAGGACAUUCACUCGUUCGCUGCUGGAGUGGAAGACGUUUGCUGUAUUUGUGACGCUCCACCUCUUAAAGAACCCCUCAUAAACUGUCUUAAAUGUCGCCAUGGUUAUCAUCCAGAGUGCCACACGCCAACCAUCGAACCGGAAGCCGACAGUGAUUCGUGGAUAUGUCGGCAAUGUGUCUUUGCCGUCUCAACCAAGAGAGGAGGGGCGCUGAAACGGGGACGCUUCGCCCGCCUAAUGCAGUUCAUGAAGCUCAGGCUCCCGUACCAGCUGUCGUCUUUAGACUGGGACCCGCAGCAUCUGACCAAUCAGCAGCAGUGUUACUGUUACUGCGCCGGACCUGGAGAGUGGAAUCUGAAGAUGCUGCAGUGUGGGAGCUGUGGUCAGUGGUUCCAUGAGGCCUGCACACAGUGUCUAACCAAGCCAUUACUCUAUGGAGACAGGUUUUAUCAGUUUCAGUGCUCGGUGUGUACAAAGGGACCAGAGACCAUCCAGAGACUACCCAUGACCUGGGUGGAUCUGGCUCAUUUAGUCCUCUACCAUCUCUCGCUUUGCUGCAAGAGGAAAUACUUUGAUUUUGACCAUGAAAUCCUGUCCUUCACCAAUGAGAAUUGGGAGUCGUUGCUCCUAGGCGGGCUUUCUGACACGCCAAGGCAAGACCGCUGUCACAAUCUCCUCAACGCGCUGAACUCCCACAAGGACAGGUUUGUCUCUGGAAAGGAGAUCAAGAAGAAGAAGUGUCUUUUUGGACUCCAGGUCCGAGCCCCACCUCCGCUGACGUCCGAUUCCUCGCCCCUCAUCACUGACCCACCUAUCAACAUCACACACCGGAGAAGCCCAUUGUCACUACCCUGCCAGAGGAGAGUGGGGGGGCCGGAGUCGCGUAAAUCAAAGCGUCGCAUCAUAGAGACACAGCCUUGUCCACCCCCAGUAGCUGCCAACCCCAUUGAGCUGCUGCCAUGUUGCCAUGGCUACGUGGGAGGGGCCAGCCUUUACAACUCCAGGAAGUCAGAGGAGGAGCUCAGUUUGAGCCCUCCUCCCAAGCGGAUGUACGCGCUGUACCACACCACCUACAACGGAAACAACACACUCUCCAGGAGUCUUCAUCACUACAACAGCACGGAGGACACCUGCAGAGUACCACCCCCCUGCUUCCCUUACCCCCACAACUCAAACGGCAGCCACCACCACCACCACCACCUCCACCAGCACCAUCACAGCCACCAACACAACCAUCAAAACAACCACCAACACAACCAUCAACACAACCACCAACACAACCAUCAAAACAGCCACCAACACAACCACCAACACAACCAUCAACACAGCCACCAACACCAACACCAGACGGGGCAGAAGCAGCUGGAGCCAGCCAUCCUACGCGACCUGCCUCCUUACCAACCUGCCAUGGGCGGAGGUGGUGGCGUGGGCGAUGGAGGUGGAGGCGGAGGAGGUGGUGACGGUGGAGGAGGGGGGGGCGGAGGAGGAGGGAUGGCGGUCGCUGGGAGUGACGGGACAGUGUCGAGGAGCUGGGGAGGAGGAGAGGCAGUGAGGAUUUUGGCGAGGCGUGUCACACCGGACGGGAAGGUGCAGUACCUGGUGGAGUGGGAGAACGUGAGUUUGUACUGACACGGACGGAGCAAACACGAGACGCAAUGACUGUUUCGCCACAGGAAUACUGUGUAUGUAACAUGUGGCAGUGUUUAAAGUACAAACAGGACGAAAAGAAAAAACAAGAACCUUCAUGUUGCGAAUCCAGGUUUCUCUCAUAGUACCACCUCAACUGAACGUCACUAUAGCUCACUACUGGUUCCUAAAUGUCCCUCUUUGCUGGUGUUUCUCUGAUAUUUGUACUGUUAACUUUGGAAUAUGCCUUUUGCAUUUAUCACGUUUUACUGUGAUGAGGAAAAAUACUAAAACCUCCUGAUGAUUCUUAAGUCUCUGGGCCACACCCUGAAGAAAAGGUCUUAUAAGGUCUUAUUGUACAACUACAGUAUGUUGAUUUAGAGCAAAGAAAGCAACAAUAUAAGAAAUUAAAAAAGAAGUGUAUGCUAUAAAAGUGUUACUAAAUGGGAAAAGUGAGUCAAAUUAAGCGUGUUAAAUUUUCUGUUUGUUACAUUUCACAAUUUUAAAUGUGGAUUUAUUUUUAAUUGCUUUCCUCCUGCCUCUGGUCUUUACCAUUGACUGCAUAUGUUCUGGACAGCAUGUCUUCAUUUCCACCCUCUGUGAGAUAAGAAGCUAAAAGGCCGCCUCCCUGGGUGCUGACAGAUUGCACUGGUGCAACUAAGGCAGGCUAACCAAAAAAACACGUGUUACACUUCCAGAAAAAAAAUACACAUCAGGUCGAUAUAGUCCACAGCAAGACAUUCUUGUGUUGGUUUGAAGCAAACAUGCAUGGCUUGGAAAGUUUAAUAUCUCUAUAUCUUGUGUUACAUUUGCUCCACCUGUUCUUCUUGUACUCUGCUAAUCCAGUACAGAACGCUGCUGGAGCCUGCUUUUGUCAACAGAGCUGUCAGUCAUGAGGCCACAUCCCCUAUUUUUAAUGUCAAAUACCUAAUUAAAACUAUUAUUGAACACUGGACAUAAAUCAGCAUGAUAAGAACUAUAAUGACAGAAACAUGUUUGAGUAAAUGUAUUUGACAUGUAUUUAAUUCUUCUACUUUGAUCCUCGCUCCAUCUGUUAGAAUGAAGGUGGCAGGGUUCAGGCCCUAUACUGCAGCCUGACAGCAGGGGGAGCUCUAAAUCUUUUGGAUUCACAUUUAGUCAACACUUCCAUUUUAAUAUACAGUCUAUGGUCCUGACAAUGUGAAACCAGAAACAGUGAAAAUGUGUUGCUUAUUUAGCUGAUCUAACUCAUGCGUAAAGUAGCGGUAAGCAGUGUUAGCAUUCCAGUGGGGAAAAAACUCCCAAUUCUCCCUUUGCUACUUCGACCUCUCUUCUAAACCCCUGCAAACAUGCAUGCAAACACAGGUCACUAGAAGCCGGAUGAUGCAAGUUUAUGCAGAGAUUGGCUAGUUAUGUGCAAGCUAAACCUGUAUGGUUAUUUGAUUCAGACCGGGCGAUUAUUUGAAAUGCUUAAUACAAAGAAGCAGGAGCAUUUUAAGUAACAUCUCAAUAAUCACACUUUUAAAAACCUAAUGAGACCUGUUGAUCUAAUUGGAUUAACAUGUUUGUCUUUUAUAUGUUUGCUGCACAAAAAAACACAAUAGGUUGAUUCAUUUUGAGACAAUUCGAAAGAUAAAUCCACUCGCAGGCCACCAAACUGUGACGUCAAUCGACAGCUUACAUCGUGGUUGCUUUGUUGGUCUCCUAAAUGUUUCCGUUUAGGUGACGUCAGUGUUGAGCUGUUUUAAUUCUAAGGCGGGCACAGUCUAAAAAAAGCACUCAUGGGUCACAUCUCCCACCAUGCAAUUGUUUUAGCUCCUCUCUCGCCUCAUUUGAGCCACAGCCUGUGUCAAAAUUCAAACAGUUCAAUGGAUGUCACUCACACAGGAAACAUUUUGGGGAGACAGAGUAACAAAAGAGGAGCAACCAAUUGAUGUCACAGUAAGCAGUGAUGAUGGCCUAUAAAAGGAUUUGUUUUUCAAAUUUCUUAUUAAUCUUUUGUGUUUUUUGGACAAAAUAAGUAUAAAGGAUAACAAUUUUACUCCAGUGAGGUCAACAUGACUCAUGAGGAGGGGUCCUUUAAAAAUUCUCAUGGAAUAAAGUUGCCUACUGUAGCUUUAAUGUUCACUUAGAGAUCAGUGAGCCCAGAUGAGAGCUGGUUGGUGACCACUGGCUUCUUAUAUGAAAGCUGUUUUCCUUUAUUGGCCAUGAAGACAGAUAACACAACUGCUGGUUUUAAAGCUUUUUUAUUUCAUCAUCAGGCGGAGGUUUUAGUAUUUUUUCUCAUUGCGGUAUGUUAUUAAGAGAUUGUAAACAUGUUAUUACGGGAGUUACUUAUUUGUUUCGUUAGAUUUUGUCAUGAUUUGAAUUUAGACUACUGUAAGUAUUAGAAAUAGGAGCCACAAGAGGGCUUUUGUUUUAUAGAUAGAAUUAUAUAUUCACAAUAUAUUGCUAUGAUCGAAUACCUUUAUUUUAUUUUUUUGACGUGGUUGCAUAGUGCCUAUAUGGGUUGUGUACCUGCUGAUUGGUCAGCUGACCUACGCAGACCAAUCAGGUGACAGGUGGGUGAGUGAGGUCAUAUUACUGUAAAUUAGAAAGGAUGGUUUUUGUCUAGAUUACUGAUAUACAACCGAGUUACAAUGUUUUUUUUUAAAUCAGAACAGACUGUGAUGUUACUGUACAUUCCAACAAACAACAAAAAAGACUUGUAUAUGCUUUAGAAACGUCUGUUUGGAGUCACCAGAAUGGAAAUUAUUUUGAAAGAAUGUUUUUCGUUUUGUUUGUUUUUGAUGAAUGUUAUUUUUCAUAAAGAUCAGCCUAAAGUCCGGCCACUGUUCAGCUUGAUGUCGUAGGGGCAGCCAAUACCAAACGUCAGAAUGCUGGGGAACAAAACCCAAACCUUUAAUUUACACAUCUUUUUUUAGCACUCAAUGUUUCAUUAACAGAACAAUUCUAUAAGAGGCUAAAUAAAUGCAGUAAAAUCUGGUGUAUAAGAUGCACUUUUAACCCCUUUUAUCAUCUAAAAAAGCCCAAACAUCUCAACAUAGAAUACUUCAAGGUGUAACAGUCAAUAAUCUUAAUGAUAAUGCAUUGAAAUAACUCAUUCCUUCAAGGCCUGACUGAUCUCCUCAGCUGUAUUUAUAGAGACAAGUGAUGUGCUGCAGUUGGAUUUUAUCUUUGUGCAAACAGGUUACAUUAAUCUAGAAUACUGUGGUGCAAGUUCAGAGUUUAUAUUUUAUACAGAGGUUUAUUUCAGCAACUUCUUCGAUAUAACAGACACAAUGUAUACUUUUGCAGUUUUGUCUUAAUAAUAGACUGUAGAACAUCUUUAGUUUAAAAAAAAGAACACUAGACUAAAACAGAGUUCAUACUGUUCAAAUCAAACCAAUGCAAAACUCAGAUUUUCUUUCAAACCUCUCUGAUGAAUCUCCUGCACUUUUGCAUCCAUUUCAGGACAGUGAAAUGAUGUACCAUUUCCAUCCUCCUCAGUGACUUUCUGACUGUAGUUUAUUAGGAAGAGGUGUCUCUCUAGGCGAUGGUGAUGAAUGUAUUUGUGUGUUUUCUAUGGUACGUCUCUACCCGUCAAGUGCUUGUUCUAGGUCGUACUCUUGGUGGAACAAAACCAGACUAGUUUCAAACUUAAUAGGAGGAAAACAAACAUCAACAUUGAGGAACAACAGUUUAUUUUGAGAGAGGUAGUUUUCUUUUUUUCUGAUUAGAAGUCAAGUCCAAGUUCAGUUUGAUGUAUUUUUGGAGAAAUUAUGUUUGUACAUGUAUAAUCUGCGUUGACACUUAAUAUGUAACAUGAAUAAUAAAAAAUGUUUCACCUCG